Molecule: messenger RNA, 2598 nt
Organism: Dinoponera quadriceps
Lineage: Eukaryota; Metazoa; Arthropoda; Insecta; Hymenoptera; Formicidae
Exons: 2
Coding region: 1-2598 (865 amino acids)
Source: RefSeq, a predicted model, not a curated record
AUGUUAGAACGCUAUAUCAAACACAAUUUUGGUACAGGAGGAGUCGAGGUUCAACCAAAAUUAUCAUUCGGUAAUAACGGUAUUGGAGUGUCACUCGGCGGCGGUCUGAAUUUUGGAUUAUCGGAUAACGAUAAGAAACACGAGAAGAAAGAACAUUCCGAUGAACACAAUAAAUCCAAAAAAUAUUACAAAUGGUGGGGGGAGGAAUCCAGCAACCACGAAAUCUCGGAAACAAUCGGUAAUAAUAAAGGUGGCAAGAAACACAAUGGUGGACACCACACUGGAUCACACGAAGAUCACAGUUAUUGGGACGAAGGAGGAAUAAUCUAUGUACCGUUUCAUGACGAAAACGAAUGGGGCGAUAACGACAAAGGACAUUCGAUAAAAGAAAAAGGAACGAGUAGCGAUGAAAACGACGAUGUGCAUAUAGGAGGAAUUAUCCUUUUGCCGUGGGGAGAAUCCGAUAGUACUUCGAGCAGUAGCGACAGCAAAUACGAGAGCGAAAGCAAAUCUCACAAACACCAGAAUAAUUAUGAUGAAAAGAAAAAAGGUGCUGACAGCACUCACAUAAAAGAAGUCGUAAUUUCCCAUGGCAACGGUGGGCAAUCCAAUACUAACGAUAAAGAACACAAUGGAAAACAGCAUGAUAAUCAUAGUGGAAAGAAAGAAGGCAAUAGUGGCGUCCAUGUAGGAGUAAGUGGAGAAAAAAAAAUCAUAAUCUCCCAUAGUAACGGUGGGCAAUCCAGUACUAGCGAUAAAGAACACAAUGGAAAACAGCAUAAUGAUCAUAGUGGAAAGAAAGAAGGCAAUAGUGGCGUCCAUGUAGGAGUAAGUGGAGAAAAAAAAAUCAUAAUCUCCCAUAGUAACGGUGGGCAAUCCAGUACUAGCGAUAAAGAACACAAUGGAAAACAGCAUAAUGAUCAUAGUGGAAAGAAAGAAGGCAAUAGUGGCGUCCAUGUAGGAGUAAGUGGAGAAAAAAAAAUCAUAAUCUCCCAUAGUAACGGUGGGCAAUCCAAUACUAGCGAUAAAGAACACAAUGGAAAACAUCAGAAUGAUCAUAGUGGAAAGAAAGAAGGCAAUAGUGGCGUCCAUGUAGGAGUAAGUGGAGAAAAAAAAAUCAUAAUCUCCCAUAGUAACGGUGGGCAAUCCAAUACUAGCGAUAAAGAACACAAUGGAAAACAUCAGAAUGAUCAUAGUGGAAAGAAAGAAGGCAAUAGUGGCGUCCAUGUAGGAGUAAGUGGAGAAAAAAAAAUCAUAAUCUCCCAUAGUAACGGUGGGCAAUCCAAUACUAGCGAUAAAGAACACAAUGGAAAACAUCAGAAUGAUCAUAGUGGAAAGAAAGAAGGCAAUAGUGGCGUCCAUGUAGGAGUAAGUGGAGAAAAAAAAAUCAUAAUCUCCCAUAGUAACGGUGGGCAAUCCAAUACUAGCGAUAAAGAACACAAUGGAAAACAUCAGAAUGAUCAUAGUGGAAAGAAAGAAGGCAAUAGUGGCGUCCAUGUAGGAGUAAGUGGAGAAAAAAAAAUCAUAAUCUCCCAUAGUAACGGUGGGCAAUCCAAUACUAGCGAUAAAGAACACAAUGGAAAACAUCAGAAUGAUCAUAGUGGAAAGAAAGAAGGCAAUAGUGGUGUCCAUGUAGGAGUAAGUGGAGAAAAAAAAAUCAUAAUCUCCCAUAGUAACGGUGGGCAAUCCAGUACUAACGAUAAAGGACACCACACAAAACAGCAAAAUGGUGGAAAGAAGGAAGGCAUCCAUAUGAAAGAAGGAGGAAAAGUUAUAAUCUCGCACGGCAAUAAUGGACAAUCCAAUGGAAACCAUCAAAAUAAUCACGAUAAGAAAAAGGAAAACACUAACAGCACCCAUAUAGCAAAAGGAAAGGUCACAAUCUUCCAUGGCAAUGGUGAGCGCUCUAAUAAUAAUGAUCAAGGACAUAACGGAAAGGGGAAUGAAAAAAAUCACAUUAAAAAUGGAGGUGUUGUGAUAUCACACGGAGGACAUCAGAGUAGUCAUAAUGUAUCCAAGGGACAUCAAGGAUCAACGAAGAAGGAUAGUGGGCUAAAGGGAGGAAUUAACGGUCACGCAGGCGGAGGAAUAAAUAUUACACUAUCUCAUCAUCACGACGGAAAAUUCAAUAACGAUGGCAAGAAACACGAUAGCGGUAGUAGUUCUGCGGGUAACGGAAGUAUUACCAGUCAUGGAAAAGGAGGAAGUGUUGGUCACGGAAAAGGCAACGGUGUAAAAGAUUUGAACACAACCAUCCAUGGAAACUACGGUGGGAGUCAAAGCGGGAAUUUCGUAGAACAUGGUGGCGUGAUAACAAUUGGUGAUAAAGGUUCGAGCAAUCAUAAUAAGCACGGCCAACGUCGAAACAAAUGCGACGAAAUUCUCGGUAAUGCAAAAUGCGGUAGCGAUACUAAGGAGACGUUGAAAUUUAUUCAAACAUUCAUUCGCGUUUGCGACGUCAUCGUUCAUUUCUUGCUGGAGAUGAAUGAGGCAGAUUUACGUAACGUGCUGUGUCACAUGUCACCUCGCAACAGUAAACUUUCGUGCCAUCUAGGUUGCAAUGUGCAACGUAUCAGACCUGCCUUUAAAUUUGCCUGA